Messenger RNA from Elaeis guineensis (African oil palm), 2836 nucleotides. Its product is annotated as putative lipoxygenase 5. The record is from RefSeq and is a predicted model, not a curated record. Lineage: Eukaryota; Viridiplantae; Streptophyta; Magnoliopsida; Arecales; Arecaceae. Gene Ontology annotation, biological process: lipid oxidation. Gene Ontology annotation, molecular function: metal ion binding; protein binding; oxidoreductase activity, acting on single donors with incorporation of molecular oxygen, incorporation of two atoms of oxygen.
CCCAUUUCUUGAUCCACAAAGGUGAGAUUUUGGGAACAAAAAUAUAUACCUAAUGGCAGCUCCUAUCGAGAUUUUGAGCACUUCUUUGAUCCAAAAAUCUCCUCUCCUUCCUUCUUCGACCUCUCGAAUGCUUCGAGGGGUGCAGAGCAAGCUCUGCUUCUCCCCUGCUUUGUUUCCAUUGAGACAAAGGAGUCUUUGUGGGGUGAGGAGAGUUGUGACAACACCAACAGCAGCAGUGGUUACGGAGAGAGUGGUGAAGGUGGCGGCGGAGAAGCCGGUGAGCUUUAAGGUCAGGGCGGCAGUGACGGUGAGGAAGAAGAAGAAGGAGGAUUUCAAAGCAAAGAUUGCGAGGCAGCUCGAUGCCUUCUCUGAUAAGCUCGGUAGAAACAUCGUUUUGGAGCUUGUCAGCACCGAGAUCGAUCCACGGUCACAGAGGCCGAAGACUAGCAAGCAGGCAGUCCUCAGGGACUGGUUUGAGAAGAAGAAUGCAAAGGGAGAGAGGGUGGUGUACAUAGCUGAGUUCAUGGUGGACUCCAGCUUCGGCACGCCGGGAGCCAUCACGGUGCUCAACCGGCACCAGAGAGAGUUCUUCUUGGAGAGCAUCGUCGUCGAGGGCUUCGCUUGCGGCGCCGUCCACUUCUCCUGCUACUCAUGGGUCCAACCCACCAGAAUUCACCCCAACCAGAGGGUCUUCUUCAGCAACAAGCCUUAUUUGCCUUCAGAGACACCCCCUGGCCUGAAGGAACUCAGGGGAAGGGAGUUGAAGGAGCUAAGGGGCGACGGCACCGGGGAGAGGAAGCUCACUGAUAGAAUUUAUGACUAUGCUACUUAUAAUGACUUGGGCAACCCCGACAAGGGGAUCGAGUAUGCCCGGCCAGUCCUCGGAGGAGAGAAAAUACCAUAUCCAAGGAGAUGUAGAACAGGGAGGCCUCCAACCAAUACAGAUAUGCAUGCCGAGAGCCGAGCGGAGGAUCCAUUGCCAAUAUAUGUGCCUCGUGAUGAAGCAUUCGAGGAGGCAAAGCAGGAGAUGUUAUCGGCAGGUGCACUGAAAGCAUUGCUCCACAACCUUGUGCCAUCUCUUGUUGCAUCCUUCUCCCCAGAGAGCCAUGACUUCAAGGCCUUCCACGACAUCGACAACCUUUUCAAAGAAGGCCUUCGCCUGAAGCAGACCUUACAAGACCAGCUGUUCCACAAGAUUCCAUUUGUGAGUAAGAUUGAAGAGUCAAGCGAAGGCCUACUCCGAUAUGAUACCCCUGACAUCAUAACAAAGGACAAGUUUGCAUGGCUGCGCGACGAUGAGUUCGCUCGACAAGCACUCGCUGGCAUUAACCCUGUCAAUAUAGAGCGGCUUCAGGUAUUCCCCCCUGUGAGCAAGCUCGAUCCCACCAUCUACGGUCCGCCUGAAUCUGCCAUCAAAGAAGAACACAUCACUGGCCAUCUCAAUGGCAUGUCAGUCCAACAGGCAUUGGAGGAGAACAAGCUCUUCAUAUUGGAUUUCCAUGAUGUUUACCUCCCAUUUGUUGACCGGAUCAAUGCACAAGAUGGAAGGAAGGCCUAUGGCACAAGAACUCUCUUUUUUCUCACUCCACUUGGGACUCUAAAACCAAUAGCCAUUGAGCUCUGUCUCCCACCAGCAACGCCUGGUUGUUCAAGGGCCAAACGUGUCCUCACACCACCAACUGAUGCCACUAGCAAUUGGCUCUGGCAACUUGCCAAGGCUCAUGUCUGCUCCAAUGAUGCUGGCGUCCACCAACUUGUCAACCAUUGGUUGAGGACCCAUGCAUGCAUGGAGCCCUUCAUAAUAGCCGCACAUCGACAAUUAAGUGACAUGCAUCCAAUCUUCAAGCUGCUCAAGCCCCACAUGAGGUACACCCUCGAGAUCAAUGCCCUCGCUCGCCAGAUCCUUAUCAAUGGCGAUGGAGUCAUUGAGUCUGGCUUCACCCCUGGAUCAUGUUGCAUGGAGAUCAGUGCCUCCUUCUACCGGGAUCAUUGGCGUUUCGACCAAGAGGGCCUCCCAGCCGAUCUCAUCAGAAGAGGCAUGGCCAUAGAGGACCCCAGCCAACCCCAUGGGCUGAAGCUUGUGAUGGAGGACUACCCCUACGCCAACGACGGCCUCCUCCUCUGGUCCGCCAUCCAAUCGUGGGUCCGGACGUACGUAGAGGCCUGCUACCCCACCCCACACGUGGUCCAAGCCGACUCCGAGCUCCAAGCCUGGUACGCCGAAGCCGUCCGCGUGGGCCACGCCGACAGGAGCGACGCCGACUGGUGGCCCCGGCUCGGCUCCCCAGCCGACCUCUCCUCCAUCCUCACCACCCUCCUCUGGCUUGCGUCGGCUCAGCACGCCGCGCUCAACUUCGGCCAAUACCCGCUCGGCGGCUACGUCCCGAACCGCCCACCGCUGAUGCGCCGGCUAGUCCCCGCCGAGGGCGACCCGGAGUAUGAGAGCUUCGUCGCCGACCCCCACCGAUUUUUCCUCUCGGCGCUGCCGAGUUUGACGCAGGCCACCACGUUCAUGACCGUCAUCGACACACUCUCCACGCACUCGGCGGACGAGGAAUACCUCGGGGAGCGCGGGGAUUCGUACACGUGGACGGAGGACACCGCGAUGGUGGACGCGUGGCACGCCUUCGCCGCGGAGGUGAGGCGCGCCGACCAGGAAAUCGCGCGCCGGAACGCCGAUCCGGCGAGGAGGAACCGCUGCGGCGCCGGGGUUUUGCCGUAUGAAUUGAUGGCGCCGAGUUCGCCCCCCGGGAUCACGUGCAGGGGGGUGCCCAACAGCGUCACCAUUUGAGAGGCCUCUCUUUUUUAAUUGGCUUUCUUUUUUUUUUAAUUGAUA